CGGUAAAUUACCGGCUGGCCCGGCCCGGCCCGGCCCUGCUGGAUGUCUGCGGGCACCGCGGCUCACGUCCCGGCCCCCGGGGUAGGGGGGAGGCCGAGGCCGAGGCCGCGCUGGGGGCUGGUGCUGCUGGGCGCUGCGGGCGGCGCUGUCCUUGCUCUGUACGCGGUGGCCACUCCGUUUGUGGCUCCUGCGCUGAGGCGGGUCUGUCUACCCUUCGUCCCGGCCACUCCGGCCCAGGUGGGGAAUGUGCUGCAGCUGCUGAGCGGCCGCCGGGGACCGCUGGUGGACAUCGGCAGCGGCGACGGCAGAAUCGUAAUUGCAGCAGCAAAGCAAGGUUUUCGAGCCGUUGGUUAUGAACUGAACCCUUGGCUGGUUUGGUAUUCCAGAUACAGAGCAAGGCAGCAAGGAGUGCACCACAAUGCCAGGUUUUAUAUCUCUGACAUUUGGAAGGUGAAUUUCUCCGAAUUUAAUAAUGUUGUUAUAUUUGGAGUUCCCCAGAUGAUGGAGUCUUUAGAGAAGAAACUACAGAAAGAGCUGAAAGAUGAUGCCAAAAUUGUAGCCUGUCGCUUUCCAUUCCCCAGCUGGAUUUCUGUUCAUGAAUCUGGAAAAGGAAUCGACACAGCCUGGUUGUAUGAUGCAAAAUCAUUUAAAACCAUUGCAAGAGAAGAAUGUCCUAAUUAAAACAAGGGAAAGGACAAGAGUUGUAUUUUGCUGUGGUGGGGCUAAAAUGUCACUGGAAAUUAAACAGUGGAAAGACUUAAAAAGUGAUCUUACAUUUGGCAACUCAAAGUGUGGAGUGUCCACAGUUCUAAAGGAUUAACAUGUUAUUACUGUCUUCCACAAGUGACUGAAGUUUAUGAUUCUUGAGAAUGUGAAAGGUACUACAUCAAUGCAGCUUGGGAAUGCAGCAUUGCUUUUAAGCCCAUCAGGAAAUGGUGAACUCUACGGUUACGAACAAAAUAUUCCACCUCCUGGAUUUGGAAACAGGAGAAAUUUAAAUUAACUUUCUCCAGAUGUCUUUGAACUUGCACCUUUAACAUAGCAAGGCACCUUUAUAGAACUACAGAUCCGCCACCGAUUUUACGACACCUUUUGGUUCCAGAGCCUUGCCGGGUUAUCCAUAUUGCCGGACCGACAGAGGUCAUAUACUAAUGAAACAACAAUGCACUUCUGACCACCUAAUUAUACCUCAUCCCGCAUCUUUAAAGCACCAUGGCCUUGCUAGAAACUUAAAUAAAACAAAAAUUAAAUGUGCUUAUGCAUCGCACUAUGAUUGUCACUUGGACCAUACUUUGAAAAGGUUACUAAGGUUAAAUGUAAGCAAAAUAGGCUAAGGAUUACACAAAACCGAGGGAUCACCACCAACAACUGUAGAUGUAAGCAAAUUAUGAUUUUGGGACGGAGGGACAUGUCCUGCAAGAGAGCGCUUCACACACAAUACCAUCUGUGGCUGCCCAGGAAAUUUUGAGUUUGAGUUUAGUUUGAGUCUGGAUAUCUUUGAUCGGACUUUACAGGCUUUAUCUUGCACUAGCCGUAAUUCACGUUAUUCCCUUUAUCAUGUACACUGUGGAUGGCUCGAUUGUAAUCAUGUAUUGUCUUUCCGCUGACUGGUUAGCAUGCAACAAAAGCUUUUCACUGUGUCUCGGUACACGUGACAAUAAACUAAACUCAAACUCUAUCAAUCAUUGGAUACUUGUUGGUACAGGAUUUGAUAUGGACUAACUGGUCGCUCUCAACCAGUGAGGCUGAGGUGUUGAAGAGUCACAUUAACCAUUCUGAGCUCCUCCUGUUCUGAAGUUUGUGGUUCAUGCUGACCUAACUGGUGGGUGGGUAAAGUUGCAGGAAGAUUUUUUUUUAAUCAUUUAGAUUUGCUUGCAGCUGCUUUAAGCCAACAGGAUUUGUGAACAGCAUUUCUACAACCACAUCUUACAAAAUAAAAUCAAAAACCAACCUUUGCAGGAAUAGCAAAUUAUUUAAGCAGCAGUAGAAUAAACAGGUAGGACCAUAUUCAUUAAUUAAUGUGUGUUCAGUUUUAGUUAGUUAUGCUAAUAAUUCUCUGCAGAAUAGAUACACUGUUCUGCAAUAUAAUGAUGUCCCUAUGGAGCAGGAAAAUGAUUGGUGAAGGUCCUAGAUAAAGCAUCAGUUUUGUUUUGCUAAAAUGAAAUUUUCUUUCUCAGUAAUAAACAAUUUUACAUAA
This is a messenger RNA of Leucoraja erinaceus (little skate), 2197 nucleotides long. RefSeq names its product fATP synthase c subunit lysine N-methyltransferase (gene atpsckmt). The transcript has 4 exons. The record is from RefSeq and is a predicted model, not a curated record. Gene Ontology annotation, cellular component: mitochondrion. The coding region runs from base 43 to 681 and encodes 212 amino acids. Gene Ontology annotation, biological process: regulation of mitochondrial ATP synthesis coupled proton transport; positive regulation of proton-transporting ATP synthase activity, rotational mechanism; peptidyl-lysine trimethylation. NCBI's taxonomy places the organism in Eukaryota, Metazoa, Chordata, Chondrichthyes, Rajiformes, Rajidae. Gene Ontology annotation, molecular function: protein-lysine N-methyltransferase activity.